GACCAAAGUUACGGAUUAAGCGCUUCUCCUCAGGGAGGACGAAAAAAGCGAAACGGAGUUAAUCUGCUUUAUUGUUGUUUUCUUGGAAAAAGAUUAUCAACAAUCUGUACGUUUCCAGCCUUAUUUGUGGCCAAAAAAAAAGUUGUUGCUUUUUUUUAUUCAUUAUGAGUUGGGAGCCAUUUGCGUAAUGGCCUUUUAUAGAGCCUUGCAUGGAAUAAACAGCGCACUGCAGGAGAACAACCUUCAUGAAGAACACUGUGAAGUUUGGGUUUAAUGACUUUUUUUUCAUCUGUGCGGUUGGGAUUGCUGUCGCUGGUCAGUUUUUUUUUUUUUUUUCUCUCCUGCUGCUGAGUUUCUCGAUGGCGUAGGUGGUGACAAGACUCUUUAAAACACCUCAAAACAAGGAUUUAAACGCUUAUUUAUAACGCAGAAACAUCUGGAUUAUGUGCGUAAAAGGACGCCGGUGAAGAAGAGUGAAAGCAUCAGUACUUUUGGAGAAAGGGGGGAAAUGCGGAGUGAAAACGGCGUCUAGAAGGAUGCUGCUGCUUGUACAAUGGAAGUGAAGAACUCUUUUGCUGUUGUUGCGGUGGUUUGUCUUUUCUUUUGCUCCGGUUUCAGCCAAGAACUCAACCCUAAAGGCAGGAAUGUGUGCAAAGCACCUGGGUCUUCGGGAUCGGUGUGCUGCAGUGGAUGGGGGCAGCUAGGGGAUGAAUGCCUGACACCUCUCUGUGAAGGCAACUUCACCUGCAAGGAAAAUGAGGUGUGUGUCAGGCCGAAUGAAUGUCGCUGUCGUCAUGGAUACUUUGGAGCUAGCUGUGACACUAAGUGCCCUGCCCAGUUCUGGGGCCCGGACUGCAAGGGGAAAUGUAAUUGCUACCCCAAUGGCCAGUGCGAUGACUUAACCGGCGAGUGCACCUGCAACCACAAUCGAUGGGGACCGAACUGUGAGAAUGCGUGCCUAUGCCAGAAGGGGAAGUGUGACCAAGAUACAGGAAAAUGCACAUGUCACCCCGGCGUCUGGGGUCCCCAGUGCAACAACAACUGCUACUGCAGCAUCAACUCUGUGUGCGAUGCCAUGACGGGAAGAUGUCUGUGCAAUCCUGGCUGGACGGGGAGGAACUGCGCCAUCCAGUGCAACUGUAACAGCUCGCCGUGCGACCAGUUCACGGGACGCUGCCAGUGCCGCGAGAGGCUGUGGGGCCCGCGGUGCGAGCGAUACUGCCAGUGCAUCCAUGGCAAGUGCAAUCAGGCUGACGGCUCGUGUACCUGCACGCCAGGGUACCGUGGGAAGUUCUGCAGGGAACCAUGUCCUGCUGGAUUCUACGGUCAAAACUGCAGGAACAGGUGUGGACACUGCAAAGGCCAGCAGCCCUGUAAGGUGACGGAGGGACGCUGCAUCACCUGCGACCGGGGCUGGAACGGGACUCGGUGCGAUCAGCUCUGCUCCAAGGGCUUCUUUGGCGAAAACUGCCAGGAAGUGUGUCCCACCUGCAAAGACGGCCACCACUGUGACCCCAUUCACGGCAAGUGCUCUCACUGCAACCCCGGCUGGAUUGGGGACAGGUGUGAGGUGCGCUGCCCCAACGGCACGUACGGCGAAAACUGCGAGAACAACUGCAGUCACUGUUUCAACGGCAUCUGUCACGUUGUCACCGGAGAGUGCCUGUGUGACCCGGGGUUUUAUGGAACCUACUGCAAUAUGACCUGUCAACCUGGACAGUAUGGAGUCAACUGCAACCAAACCUGCUCUUGUCAUGACAAGAACUGCGAUCCUGUGUCGGGUGCCUGCCAUCUCCAGCCCAACCAGCGGAUGGGUGUGAUCGCAGCUGGAACCCUGGUCUCUUUUCUACUGAUCGUCCUCCUCUCGCUGCUGUGCUGCUGCUGCCUGUGUCGACACAAAGACGACCACAACAAAAAAGCCAAACGGAUCUUGUGUGGACGUUUCAGCCGAAUCAGCACUAAACUUCCCCGUAUUCCACUGAGGCGACAGAAACUGCCCAAAGUAGUCGUAGCCCACCACGACCCGGAGAACACCUUCAACUGCAGCUUCAUCGAGCCGCCGUCUGUGGCCGAGCAGCCCUCCCCCUCGUCCUGGUCGUCCCAGGAGUCCUUCUCUUCCUUUGAGAGCGGAGACGAGGGCCCAGUUUACUGUGUUCCCCAUGAAGAGUCUACAAAUGAAACCAAAGAGAAACGGAGCCCUAGCCCAGCAGCAGAGAAGCCAGAGGCCGUCCCCGAUGAAGACGAUGCAGGGGAGUACACCUCGCUGAAAGACACAAGCAUCGCCAAACCAGAAGGCAGCGAGCAGCCUCUACUCAAGUCCUCCGACAGCGAAGGCUCCACCAGCGGCUCCGAGUCCACAGCUGCAGCCGUCUACGCCCGCAUCGCCCGCCUCUCCAAGCAGUCCAAGGAGGAUGAGGGCAGCGGCAAGGACGGCGAUGGUACACCCACACCAGAGGCCAAGCGCAAUGGGAAGCCACCACCUUCACCUGGCAAGCCCAAACCCCGGCCGCCAGACCCGUCCACGAAGCCAAAGGUGUCAUGGAUACACGGAAAUACGACAGGAACCCCUCAGCCAGAGCAGCAGGGAGGAAUUAAGGCACUUGGGGUGUCGAAGGAGAAAAAGAGGAGCUCCAGCGAUGGCUCCUCCAAGAGCGAAGAGCGGCAGAAAAUGAAGGAAAAGAAUCGUGAGCAGCAGAAGAAACAGGAGGGGAAGGAGGCAGAUGCGAACGGCUCCCCCAGCAAACACAAACCUCUGCGAGGUAAGAAGUCUGGGGACGAGCACAGCAGUCCCAGCCACAUGGAGCACAUCAAUGGUGUUGUUCAGAAUGCCCUCAAGAAGAUUAGUAACUUCCACAGCUCCUCAUCUGAGAAGAAGAAUGUUGAGAGUCCAAAGCAGACCCCCAAGGAGCCGCCCAAGAGCCCCAAGGUCAUCCAUCCUCACAUGAACUCGGAGGCUGCCACGUUGCUGGCCGCUCAGCUCAAGGAGAAAACCCAAAGCAUCAACAGGAAUGAGGGGACAGGACUGACUAAGACCAACGGCCUCUCCACACCCAAAGGAACCCGGGAGAAGCCCACACCUCCACAGAAAGCCAAGAGGACGGCCUCCAGCGGAUUGAGCCAGCAGGGGUCCAACAAGCCCCUGCUGCCGACCUCGAGCAGCCUCCAAAAGAUGGUGGCGCCCGUCGCCACCAACCUCGGGACCCCCGAAGCCAAGAGCCCGGAGAAGCAGGACUUGAACGGCUCCAGGGCAGGGGACCCGUCGGAUCCUACGCCAAAGAAGACUCCAAUAAAAAAGCCACCCAGGAAGAAAGGCAAAGAGGGUACUUUGGAUACACCGGAAAGUAAAACACCCCAGCCAAAGACAGCCAUUAUGCCACCACAGGUUGUCAAAUAAGUGAUUCUGACAACAAAUUGCACAAAAUUUGUGAUGGAUUUCCAGAAGACUAAAAUGAUUUUGUUGAAAGGUGAACCACCACGUAGUUUUUCAAUCGAGGAAUCUAAACUUUUUUGUCUGUGUGAGUGUGCUGUGACUCCAGGACCAGUCAAGAGUAAGAAAUGCUUUAAACCGUAACUGAGUUGUAUCAAUGCGGCGUACUAUAAUAACCUCUAUACACCAAUGUAUUUCAUUUCAAGAAACCUUUUUUUUUGUUUGUUUGUUUGUGUAACAACUAUGUAUCAACCUCACACCACAUCCUGUGGCUAAGCCGGACACGACUGUGAGAACAGUGGCGCAAAAAACAUAAUCCAAAGUUCAUUCAUCUCUGUUCCUCUGCAGUAUGCCCGCCACUAUAUUUAUAUAUGGAUUGCUUUUGAGGUUGCGUAACUGUAAUUUGCAGAUUGUCAGAAAAAUAGCUAUUUUUAUGUAUGCUCUCCACAGGUACUAAAGGUACUAAAAAUAACCAGAAAAUUAGAUCCUCUGAGGAUUGCAAGCUAUUCUUUUAUUAAUUUUUUUAUUCUCAUUCGGAUGGACCAACAUGCAGAGAUUCAGUUCUCCACGUAAACCAGCUUAAGAUUUUAAUCCUCAGUCUUAAUGUCAAGGUUAUCUUUGCAGAUGAGGAUCUACUGGAAUAUUGAUAGCUAAGAGCAAAACUUUCUCAGCGAGAUUUGCUGGAUGUCAUUAGCCGUGUUUCCAUAAUGUAUUUUUAUGCGCAUUUUGAGGCAUCGCGUUGGAAAAUGUCGAUGGAAACGUCUUACAUUUGCUCGAGGCGGUUUUUGACUUUCGAAAAAGAGUUAAUGCACAUAGUGGUUGAUGGGAACAACUUUGCUCUGACAUUUAAUUCACAUGACUGAUGAGCUGUUCCCACUUUUUUUUUUUUUGUCUUAAAACGUGCCCACUUGAAAACAAUUCUACAGACUUCUAUCCAUUUUUUUUUCUUAUAUAUGAGCAAGGUUUUGUUUUUCUUCUUGUUCAAGGUUUUCCUUUGCUGUUGGCAAAGAACUGGUUUUGUUUCUGACUUCUUCUAGUAGCAUAUUUUAACACUUUCUGAUGGCACUACUUUGCCCAGGUUAUGCUUUUCAAAGCAGUUAAUCGAAACAAGUCAUAUUUUUAUUCUUCUUGCUUCAAAGUCUCUCGGCAAGUGUAUGGAAACACGGCUAAUAUGUUUAGCAAUGAAAGUAUUUUUUAUUUUCUUCCUCUUUCACCCUCCAAGUUAUUAGGAUGUUGUUCUAAAUUUGACACCCUGAGGUACACUGAUCAUGCUACGUUUUGGACCUCCGUACUACGAUACAUCUUUAAUUCCUCAUUGUUCUUCCAUCCAUAAAUAUUCUAGGCCUCAGCUCUCCGUCGUCCAACUCUGUCAGACAUGGUUUGCUAAAUGCCAAACAAGCUCUUCGAUCUCUCUGCAAAAAAGGGCAGUUUAAAACCUCCUUCAUACUUCUGCUAAAACCAAAUCACCAGAAUGUGCUCUUACUGUACGUUUCAGUCAGUCAGCUAAACCACUAAACCAAAAAAAAAAAAAAAACCCCGAGCUAUCCUAUGUCCUCACUUUGUGUCAUGAUUAUAAAUCACUUCAAAUUCACUUAUUUUCCCUGUAAUAGAGGAACAUCUGCAGUUUCACAUCCUGCAUUUAAGAAGGCAGGACAAUAUCCUCCUUGUAAAUCAGAGGCCGUGGAUAGUUUUGCUUGAAUAAUUGCUGCAUUUCCCUGCAGAUCAGACUGCAGGAGGAGUCUGCCAUGUGCCGCUGUGCUCUUUCAGUUUAGUCAGAAUAUUAGGUCGAUAUCACCGUUUGAAUUGUUCUCAUUUCACAUGAAUUUGUUUAUGCCGUCGGGGAACUGUGUGGGAAAAAAAAAAAAUCCUGUCAACGAUGCUUUAUCCCUCAAGGAUCGUUUUUAUCUCAAGCUGGCAGAUUCAUGCCGAAGCAAAAAAGGUGUUUUAAUGUCAUUGUUUUGGGCUGAGACUGUUAGACUAAAUGGUACUGUGCCUCCAGUAUUAAAAUGUGCCUCAACUGUGGAUCAGUUUAAGCGAAAGAAGCUAAUGCCAGUGUUUAUUUCAAGUGUUCUAAAAUAAGUAAGUCAAAAAAGGCCAAUUCUGUCAAGAGGGGAAAAAAAUAAACGUCUUUAUUUCAGCUGGCUAUUUAGUAAGUAGCACUCACGACAUGAGCUUUAAAACAAUGGAUGAUAAAUUAAAGUGUGUAGGAAGUUCUGUUAAAGUGUAAUUGGCAGGUUUUGAGCUGAAGAAUAUGUUCACAGCUAAUUUGGAGGAAAAAAAUGUCUUGGUGUUAUGUGUUUUUAUCAAGGUACAACACAUUUCUUUGUUUUUUUUUGUUUGUUUUUUUUACUUGUAUACAUUGUGUACUUUUUUAUUAUCUUUGUAAGCUGUGCUUAUAUGACCUUUUAGGUUCUUCUGUUUUCCUCGGUGUCGAUGAACUGGCUUUCGUGUUGUAUUUGCUUUUUUUUUUUUUUUUUGUAUGUUGGCUCUGAAGCAAACCUGCAGUAUGAGUACUUUCCUCCUGUAAAGUUUACAUUGGCUUUGUAAUUGUUCUCUGUUGAUGUUAUUGUUUGUGUAACACUUAACUGCAUGACGCAGAGUGUAAUUAUAUGGCAUUAAUAGCUGCAGAGGAAAUCUGUAACCUUCUUGUUCCUUCCAUUUGUUAUUAUUGCCUCCCGUACAAAAAAGAAACUAACUCAUACAGAAAAGGAUUGUACAAUACUGCUAUAAUACCACUGUUGAAACAAUUGCAUAUACUUAAAACCAUAAUAUUGUGUAAUUAUGAAGUGACUGGCCCGUGCCUGUUUUUUUUAUAGGCUUACAGUGCAUUUUGUAAAGAAAGGGCCUGAAAAGCUGCAAAAAACCAUCUGUAAGGUAUAUUUUGUCUUUUGUGGUUUGUUUAUAGUAACUUUUGAUUACCAUUUGUGUAUGGUCAUUAAAUUGGUGUUUCCUCAUUUACUUCUUUGGAAUAAUAAUAAUAAAAACAAAGCAAUACAUGUAGCUAUAGUCAAACCAGAA
Stegastes partitus (bicolor damselfish) is the source of this 6445-nucleotide messenger RNA. Its product is annotated as scavenger receptor class F, member 2. Gene Ontology annotation, biological process: heterophilic cell-cell adhesion. The transcript has 11 exons. The record is from RefSeq and is a predicted model, not a curated record. NCBI's taxonomy places the organism in Eukaryota, Metazoa, Chordata, Actinopteri, Pomacentridae. The coding region runs from base 554 to 3394 and encodes 946 amino acids. Gene Ontology annotation, cellular component: focal adhesion. Gene Ontology annotation, molecular function: scavenger receptor activity.